This is a messenger RNA of Bipolaris zeicola 26-R-13, 1587 nucleotides long. RefSeq lists its product as uncharacterized. Lineage: Eukaryota; Fungi; Ascomycota; Dothideomycetes; Pleosporales; Pleosporaceae. Gene Ontology annotation, molecular function: aspartate kinase activity. The coding region runs from base 1 to 1587 and encodes 528 amino acids. The transcript is spliced from 3 exons. Gene Ontology annotation, biological process: amino acid biosynthetic process. The record is from RefSeq and is a predicted model, not a curated record.
AUGUCAGCAUACACAAACGGACACACCCACCAGUCGGAGCGGAUAGCUCACACCGAAGAGAAGCAUCUUCCUGGAGGAUGGGUGGUUCUCAAGUUCGGUGGUACAAGUGUCGGCAAGUUCCCGGAGAAUAUAGCGGACAUUGUCAAAGCCGGUGUUCAGACGAAUCGCGCCGCUAUAGUCUGCUCUGCGCGCAGCAGCAACACAAAGCUCGAAGGAACUACCAACCGCCUCCUUCGUGCCGCUCGCGCUGCCGAGAGACCCAACCACCGGGCCUAUGAUGAAAUCGUCGAAGCCAUUCGCCUUGACCAUAUCCAGGCGGGCAAGGAGAUUUUGAAGAGCCCGGAAAUUCUAGCGUCUUAUACCGAAGAGGUCAACGCCGAGUGCGAGAGUUUGAUCAAGAUCUUGGAGUCGGCCCAGCAUCUCGAGGAGGUCACCAACCACACCGAGGACAAGAUCAUCAGCAAGGGCGAGAAGCUGAGCUGUCGUUAUAUGGCCGCUAUACUGAACGACUGUGGUACGCCUGCCCAGUUCGUCGACCUCAGCGACGUGAUCAAGCCCAACGCGCCCAUUAAGGGAGGAUUGCAAGAAAAGUUCUACAAGGACUUGGCUGCCGACUUCGCUAGCCAAGUGGAAGCAUGUGGAGACAAGGUUCCCGUCAUUACUGGUUUCUUUGGAAACGUGCCCGGCGGUCUCUUGACCUCAAUCGGACGCGGAUAUACCGACCUAUGCGCCGCCUUGGUUGCCGUUGGCAUAAAGGCAAAGGAACUGCAAGUCUGGAAAGAGGUGGAUGGAAUCUUCACCGCAGACCCACGCAAGGUUCCUACUGCCGCGCUGCUCCCCAGCGUCACUCCUGCAGAGGCUGCUGAAUUGACAUUCUACGGAUCCGAAGUUAUUCACCCCUUCACCAUGGAGCAGGUCAUUCGCGCCCGCAUCCCCAUUCGCAUCAAGAAUGUCAUGAACCCACGCAAUGCUGGAACCAUCAUCUUCCCUGACAAUCUCCGGGAUAUUGACGACCGCUCGCCUUUGAAGGAUACGGGACUCUUCCGCACUCGCUCCUCGAGUCUCCUUACUCAGCUUGAAGGGCCUAAGCGACCCACCGCUGUGACGAUCAAGCACAACAUUGUUGUGCUCAACGUUCACAGCAACAAGCGCACUCGUGCCCAUGGUUUCUUGAUGAACAUCUUCAACAUCUUGGACAACUGGCGAUUGUCUGUUGAUCUCAUCUCUUCAUCCGAGGUGCACGUGUCCAUGGCCUUGCACUCCGAGUCUGCUCUCCUAAGUGGCGGAGGUGAGGACGACUACAAGAUCCAGUCCAAGGACCUCCAAGGCGCUGUAAAUGACCUUGGUGCUCUCGGUACCAUUGAUAUCGUGCCUGACAUGGCUAUUGUAAGUUUAGUGGGCAAGCAGCUGAAGAACAUGAUUGGUAUCUCCGGCAAGUUCUUUAGUGUGUUGGGCCAGAACAACAUUAACAUUGAAAUGAUCUCGCAAGGCGCUAGCGAGAUUAACAUAUCUUGCGUCAUUGAGGAGCGCGAAGCCGACCGCGCCCUUAAUGUUGUACAUACAAAUCUUUUUACAUUCUUAGAAUAG